GUGCAUAGCGUAAUGUCCAUGUUGUUCUACACUCUGAUCACAGCUCUUUUGAUCGGCAUACAGGCAGAACCACACCCAGAGAGCAAUGUCCCAGCAGGACACGCCGUCCCCCAAGCCCACUGGACGAGGCUGCAGCGUUCCCUCGACACGGCCCUCCGCAGAGCCCGCAGCACCCCGGCCGGGGCGAUAGCUGCGAGGGUGGCAGGGCAGACCCGCAACAUCACUGUGGACCCCAAGCUUUUUAAGAAGCGGCGGCUGCGCUCCCCCCGCGUGCUGUUCAGCACGCACCCCCCGGCCGCAGCCGCGGACACCCAGCAUCUGGACGUGGAGGCCAGUGGCGCCGCCUCCUUCAACAGGACUCACAGGAGCAAGCGGUCGUCACACCCCGUCUUCCACCGGGGAGAGUUCUCGGUGUGCGACAGCGUCAGCGUGUGGGUGGGGGACAAGACCACCGCCACUGACAUCAAGGGCAAGGAGGUGAUGGUGUUGGGUGAGGUGAACAUUAACAACAGUGUGUUCAAACAGUACUUUUUUGAGACCAAGUGCCGGGACCCCACCCCCGUAGACAGCGGGUGCAGGGGCAUCGACUCCAAGCACUGGAACUCAUACUGCACCACGACGCACACCUUCGUCAAGGCGCUGACCAUGGACGGCAAGCAGGCUGCCUGGCGGUUUAUCCGCAUCGACACGGCCUGUGUGUGCGUGCUCAGCAGGAAGGCUGGGAGAAGAGCCUGA
This is a messenger RNA of Hyaena hyaena (striped hyena), 735 nucleotides long. It is a transcript of the gene NGF, whose product is annotated as nerve growth factor. NCBI's taxonomy places the organism in Eukaryota, Metazoa, Chordata, Mammalia, Carnivora, Hyaenidae. The transcript has a single exon. Gene Ontology annotation, molecular function: growth factor activity; nerve growth factor receptor binding. The record is from RefSeq and is a predicted model, not a curated record. Bases 13 to 735 code for a protein of 240 amino acids. Gene Ontology annotation, biological process: nerve growth factor signaling pathway; nerve development; memory.